AAAAAGAAUAACGCAUUUACCUUACACGUACAUAUUCUAUUACAGAAAUAAUUAAAUUAUAAUAUUGAAGUGUAUGGAUUACGUGUAAUAUGUAUAUGUAUAACAUAAUUGUGAUAGGUGGAUGGGAUCAUAUUAAUGUGUAAUAGUAAACCUUCUUUAUCCAUCCAUUGAAAUUCAUGAAAAAAUAAUUAAAAAAAAAGAAAGAAAAGAAAACUAAUCAAACAAUAUGGAUUUAUAUACGAAUUGCUUUUGUUGCUAAGGUCUAAUAUUCAAAGUUUCAACACUGUUUAUGUAUAUAUAUAUGUGUAAAAUCAAUUUAUUUAACCGUCGAUGAAGUUACGUAAUAUUGUCUAAUAACAAGUAAUCAUUUACUAAUCACUUAAAUUAUAAUACUACUCUCUAUCAAAUGUAUCCUAAUCUUAUUCAAUCUAAUGUUGUAAUCAACAAGAUUAUCAUUAUUAUUAUUACUUUCUAUUUAUUAUUAUUCACAAGAUCAACAUUAUUAUUGAAUUCAUUACAUUUUAAUCAAAAUCAUUUCAGAAAAACACAAAAAUUUAAUAUUGAAUUAUGUCAUAAUUUAACAUUGAAUACAUUAGCCCAUCAUUUAAAUAUUGAAUUAUUAUCUAUUAAAGAGAUAUAUAAAUAUAUACCCAAAAUAAGUAUUAUCAUUAUUGCAUAUAAUGAAAAUUCAAUCAUUAUAAAAAAUACAUUACAAAGUAUAUUAAUGAAUACAUCAUUAUUAUUAUUUAAUAAUAAUAUAAAAGAGAUUAUAUUAAUUGAUGAUUAUAGUAAUCCACCUAUAGAUGAUGAUCAAAUUAGAACAUUAAGCAAAAUUAUACGUGUAAUACGAAAUGAAAAUCGAGUGGGUUUAAUUAAAUCACGUAUGAAUGGUGCACGGAAUGCUACUGGUGAGAUACUAGUAUUUCUUGAUGCUCAUGUUGAAACAUUGGAAUAUUGGUUAGAACCAUUAGUUGUCCAACUGAUAAGCUUAAGAAAACAACAUCAACAAGAAAAACAUGGACAACUAAAUCUACCGAGUCAACAGGAUGAGAAAAGAACUUCGAAAUUACCAUAUGAUGUAAGACAUUUUAUUGUCAGUCCACUUAUCCUGUCAACACUAGACAAAUCAAAUUAUGAUAAUAUUGAAGAUAAUUUAUAUUUAGGAGGUUUCACAUGGGAUUUAAUAUUUCGAUGGCAUCAUAUUCAUGAAAAUGUAACACCAUUAUCAAUUAAAUUUAAUAAAACUGAUGUAUAUCAUUUAAUUUAUCCAAUUAAAACACCAGCAUUAGCUGGUGGUUUAUUUGCUGUAUGGAAAGAUGAUUUUUUUAAUUAUGGUGGAUAUGAUGAAGAAAUGAAUAUAUGGGGUGGUGAAAAUAUUGAAUUAUCACUUAGAACAUGGAUGUGUCAUGGACAAAUUGAAAUCAUUCCAUGUAGUCGUGUUGGUCAUAUAUUUCAUAAUGAACAUCCAUAUACAUUUCCUAUGGGUAAAGAAUUUACUAUUCUACGUAAUCAUAAACGUACUGUAUUAGUAUGGUUUCAACAUGAUACUAAUUUAACAUUAGCUAGAGAAUAUCUUUCUUAUUAUUAUACAGUAUCACCAAUGUCUAAAAUAAUACCAGCUGGUGAUUUAAAAUUACGUAGAACUAUUCCUAAUUCAUUAAAUUGUCAUACAUUCACAUGGUAUUUAGAGAAUAUUUAUCCUUUACUUAAACAAGAAGCUAAAAAUAUUGAAAUCAAUGAUGAUACUUAUUAUUUAACUGCUUUUGAUAGUUUAUAACUAAUAGUCUUAUAAAUUGUAGAGUUUUUGUUGUUGAAAAGACAAUACAAUGAAUACAUCUCAAUGGAGAUCUAUUCAAAAGUGAAGAAUUCAAUUAUUAUUUCAAUUCGUUUAGUUAUCAAUAGAUGUUUUUGUUUUCAGCGCGAAAUUUGUUUAUCUACUCUUUUAUAUAACUGUAUAGAUAGAUAUUCAAUAUAAAGUGUAUAUUUUGUA
Schistosoma haematobium is the source of this 1990-nucleotide messenger RNA. It is a transcript of the gene GALNT2, whose product is annotated as Polypeptide N-acetylgalactosaminyltransferase 2. Lineage: Eukaryota; Metazoa; Platyhelminthes; Trematoda; Strigeidida; Schistosomatidae. Gene Ontology annotation, cellular component: Golgi apparatus. The transcript is spliced from 3 exons. The record is from RefSeq and is a predicted model, not a curated record. Bases 407 to 1777 code for a protein of 456 amino acids.